UCCACUGGUGUGCCACUGAUGAUCAGGGCCUCAUAAUUCCUCGCCAGCUUUGUAGUGAAGUCCACGAUCAGCUCCUUAGUCUUGUUGAUGUUUAGGAGGAGGUUGUUCUCCUGGCACCAGACUGUAGUUCUAUGUAGCUACACAGUCAUGAGUGCACAGUGAGUACAGCAGGGGGCUUAAAACACAGCCCUGAGGCACUCCAGUGCUGAGUGAGAUGGAGGGGGAGACUUGUUUUCCCACCCUCACUGAUUGGGGUCUGUCUGUGAGGAAGUUGAGGAUCCACUGACACAGUGAUGAGCUGAGUCCUAGAUCUGUCAACUUGGUGAAAAGCUUAGAGGGAAUUAUUGUGUUGAAUGCUGAACUGUAGUCCACGAACAGCAUCCUAACAUAAUUCCCUCUGCCAGUGUCCAGGUGACUCAGGGAUGUGUGGAGCAGGUGAGAUAUGGCAUCGUCUGUGGAACGAUUAGUCCGGUAAGCAAACUGAAGUGAGUCGAUGGUGGCAGGAAGUGAAGAAGUGAUGUGAUCUCUCAUCAGUCUUUCAAAACACUUCAUCACAGAUGAAGUCAGUGCUACUGGACGGUAGUCAUUGUGGCAAGCGGGCUGUUGUUUCUUUGGGACAGGGACAAUGAUGGACUGUUUGAAGCACGUGAGAACCACUGCUUGGGCCGUGUCUUCACCGGUGCACUCCGUGCGCUCGCAGCCGUUUGUUGUUUUAAUUGCUGCAGCGUCGAAGCGAGCAUAAAACGCGUUCAGCUCAUCAGCCAGUUCACCAUUGGAGAAGCUGGUUGUUUAUAGUCCGUUAUUGUCCACAGUCGCUCCCACAGGCUCCUAGAGUCGCACUGUUAAAGCUGUGACUCUAGGUUUUCCCUGUAGCUCUACUUUGCCUGUCUGACCGCGCUGCGCACGUUGAAAAUGCAGCCUUGUAUUGGUCCAUAUUACUGGAGACGAGCCCUUCACUGUAGGCAGCAGUGCGUGAUCUCAGAGCGUCGCAGAAACUAAUUUUUUAAAAGAGUAUUUUAGCCUUGUUGUUUCUUACUGUAUCUGUUAUGUAUGUGGGGGCUCUGAAUCGGUAUCUUUUCCAUCUAGAAACUUGUUUUCCAAUAUUUUAAGAGGCUUGCAUUUUUUAAAGUUUCUGAGAUAAAAUAUGCAGCCUUUGUAUUUGUUAUUACAACAGUGCAUUUAUUGCAGCGCUCCCUAAACCGUUUGCAGUCUGAGAUAGGUUUCUCCUGGCUUUGGACUAAAAAAAUUGUCCUUCAGCAUUCUUAUGCAAUAAUAAUUAGGGCAGACCAGGCCUGGAUGUCACACUAGAGGGCGGAGUUGUGCAGUCUGUGCAGUCUGAAGAGGUCAGUCUGUGGAAAACAUGCCAGACUCUAUGGAGAGCCAGGAGUGACAAAAAUGAAUUACAUAUACCCUUAAACAAUUCAAAUUUUCAGUGUUCAAUUAAAAAUAUUAAUUACUUAUUUAACUAAUUAAAUGCCAGUUAAUUUUGCCAGUUAAGGUGCAAGUGAAGCACUUGGUUCACAGUUUAGUCCCAGUUCAGUUUCCUGCAGUUCACUGGUUUCUUUCUUCUGUUGCAGUUUCAAGAUAAACAAAGCAGUGAAGAUGGACGUGCUGCCCUGCAUGAUGCUCGUCUUCCUGCUGUCAGUUGGAGCCUCUCUGGCCCAGGUGGAUCUGACUCCUAUCGUAAGAAAAAUCAGAGGACAAUACAGCAUAGAUGGACAGUUCUGUCUGGCUGCAGUCCUCCCGGUAGAUCUGAACCUAAACACUCUUAACCAGGUUUUUCAGGAUGAUCCCUUUCAGGCUGUUCUGGGAAAUAUUGGGGAAAGAACCUCAGACAAUAACAAUCGUGGAGUGUAUGUAGGCCAGAGAGUGAUUGUGGCCAGACCAACAUCACCUGAAGGCGGACAAAGUGGACAACAUGCAGAAAGUCGUGUUCUGCAAACCCUGAGAGAGCGGCUGGAAACUGAGAACCUGAACACAUUCCCAAACAGCCAGGACAACUUCCUGCUCAUCUACUCUUUUGCCUCUGCAUGUGAUACAUGCACCAACCGCUACCAUUCAUCGAGCAUCAUUGAGGACCUUGAACUUAUCGCUGAAACCUACUAUUCUGUAUUUGUGUUUAAAAAAAUCUUUCAGCCCAACAAUCGGCCUCCCAUUCCUGAAAACAUUUUGGUUAAUUCCCUUCGUUCUCUUGGUGAUGCCAUCGGUGGGCUGACUAACAUCUUUCGUUGUGACCCAAAUUGUUACAGCUGCUCUGGAGGGCAAACAAACACAAUUUCACAAUAUUGUAUUGUUAACAACGCUUAGUGUUGGGUCUAACAC
Messenger RNA from Pundamilia nyererei, 2322 nucleotides. RefSeq lists its product as uncharacterized. The transcript has 3 exons. The record is from RefSeq and is a predicted model, not a curated record. The coding region runs from base 1603 to 2307 and encodes 234 amino acids. NCBI's taxonomy places the organism in Eukaryota, Metazoa, Chordata, Actinopteri, Cichliformes, Cichlidae.